Messenger RNA from Eriocheir sinensis (Chinese mitten crab), 1704 nucleotides. RefSeq lists its product as uncharacterized. The record is from RefSeq and is a predicted model, not a curated record. The coding region runs from base 1 to 1704 and encodes 567 amino acids. The transcript has 5 exons. Lineage: Eukaryota; Metazoa; Arthropoda; Malacostraca; Decapoda; Varunidae.
AUGCUGAGGAUAACACCGUCCCGCAGAGGAAGGCGAGUGUCCCUCCAGCAGUGUCCUCAGCGGGGCCAUGCGGGGACCUCGCGUCGCAGAUCGUCCGGCAACACGGACGGGUCCGGGGCUGAAGUGGCCGGCACCGCGGACGGGUCCGGGGCUGAAGUGGCCGGCACCGCGGACGGGUCCGGGGCUGAAGUGGCCGGCAGCACGGACGGGUCCGGGGCUGAAGUGGCCGGCAGCACGGACGGGUCCGGGGCUGAAGUGGCCGGCAGCACGGACGGGUCCGGGGCUGAAGUGGCCGGCAGCACGGACGGGUCCGGGGCUGAAGUGGCCGGCAGCACGGACGGGUCCGGGGCUGAAGUGGCCGGCAGCACGGACGGGUCCGGGGCUGAAGUGGCCGGCAGCACGGACGGGUCCGGGGCUGAAGUGGCCGGCAACACGGACGGGUCCGGGGCUGAAGUGGCCGGCAACACGGACGGGUCCGGGGCUGAAGUGGCCGGCAACACGGACGGGUCCGGGGCUGAAGUGGCCGGCACCGCGGACGGGUCCGGGGCUGAAGUGGCCGGCAGCACGGACGGGUCCGGGGCUGAAGUGGCCGGCAACACGGACGGGUCCGGGGCUGAAGUGGCCGGCACCGCGGACGGGUCCGGGGCUGAAGUGGCCGGCAGCACGGACGGGUCCGGGGCUGAAGUGGCCGGCAGCACGGACGGGUCCGGGGCUGAAGUGGCCGGCAGCACGGACGGGUCCGGGGCUGAAGUGGCCGGCAACACGGACGGGUCCGGGGCUGAAGUGGCCGGCAACACGGACGGGUCCAGGGCUGAAGUGCACGGACGGGUCAGGGCUGAAGUGGCCGGCAGCACGGACGGGUCCGGGGCUGAAGUGGCCGGCAGCACGGACGGGUCCGGGGCUGAAGUGGCCGGCAGCACGGACGGGUCCGGGGCUGAAGUGGCCGGCACCGCGGACGGGGCCGGGGCUGUCGUGGCCGGCAGCUCGGACGGGGCUGAAGUGGCCAGCAGCACGGACGGGUCCGGGGCUGAAGUGGCCGGCAGCACGGACGGGUCCGGGGCUGACGUGGCCGGCAACACGGACGGGUCCGGGGCUGAAGUGGCCGGCAACACGGACGGGUCCGGGGCUGAAGUGGCAGGCAAAACGGACGGGUCCGGGGCGGAAGUGGACGGAAACUCGGACGGGUCCGGGGCUGAAGUGGCCGGCAGCACGGACGGGUCCGGGGCUGAAGUGGCCGGCACCGCGGACGGGUCCGGGGCUGAAGUGGCCGGCAGCACGGACGGGUCCGGGGCUGAAGUGGCCGGCACCGCGGACGGGUCCGGGGCUGAAGUGGCCGGCAGCACGGACGGGUCCGGGGCUGAAGUAGCCGGCACCGCGGACGGGUCCGGGGCUGAAGUGGCCGGCAGCACAGACGGGUCCGGGGCUGAAGUGGCCGGCACCGCGGACGGGUCCGGGGCUGAAGUGGCCGGCAGCACGGACGGGUCCGGGGCUGAAGUGGCCGGCACCGCGGACGGGUCCGGGGCUGAAGUGGCCGGCACCGCGGACGGGUCCGGGGCUGAAGUGGCCGGCACCGCGCGGGUUAAAGAAGACUGGCAGUGUAUGAACCCCAGUGCCGUGUUUGCACGACUCCCUGUUUACACUGAGCCCUUGGACGGAGAUCAGGGACGCUUCCAGCCCUCACAUCAUCUGUUCCCAAAGGCCUAA